This is a messenger RNA of Closterium sp. Naga37s-1, 1488 nucleotides long. Lineage: Eukaryota; Viridiplantae; Streptophyta; Zygnematophyceae; Desmidiales; Closteriaceae. The record is from the annotation of a GenBank genome assembly.
AUGUUCCGUUUCCUGUCGUCCGCCUCUGCGCGGCACAUCCGGAGAAGAAGCGAGAUCCGGACCAGACUCGACGCUGCGGCCACUCGAACCGUCGACUCUCUUUCGCGACCCUUUCGCGACGCUGCUCCCGCCUUUCGCGAUGCGCCAAUCAGCUGCCAGAAUGUCAGAUUCUCGUCGACGACUUCCGUGUCCUCCGCAGCAGCAGGCGCUUCAGGUGUUUCCUCAGGUGUUUCGUCAGGAGCAGCCAAGGUGGCAGCUAAGGCGGGAGCGGAGAUCCCCUCGUUUGUCGAGUCGAUUCAGAAGAGGUUCGGAACGACGGACGGCCGAGAUUUCGUGCUGCUGACCGCCGGUCUCGCGUUGGCUGGGCUCGUUGGCGAGCGCAUUCUCUCAGACCGCCGCUCGGCAGACGCAGGCCCGGAGGAGGUUAUUGUAGCAGUGGUAGUGGACGGGGGGGAAGGCGAAACGGAGGAUAAGAGCUCCCCUCUAGCUGACGCCGUUGAUGCUCUAGCUGGCUAUGUCGCUGAGUUAGAAGCAAAGGCAGAGGAGAAAGCAGAGGAUGUGGAAGCAAAGGCAGAAGAGAAAGCAGAGGAUGUGGAAGCAAAGGCAGAAGAGAAAGCAGAGGAUGUGGAAGCAAAGGCAGAAGAGAAAACAGAGGAAAUUCUCAAAAGCCACCCUCUAGCUGACGCUGUGGAUGCUGUAGCAGGCUAUGUGGCUGAACUAGAAGCAAAGGCAGAAGAGAAAGCAGAGGAGAUUCUCGCGAGACCCCCUCUUGCUGACGCUGUUGACGUGCUGUCGAGGUAUGUGGAGGAACUAGAGGCGAAGGGAGCGGAGGUGACGAGAGAAGCAGAGGAGAAGGCGGAAGCGGUGGUGGCAGCGGUGGCGAGUGAAGUGGCAAAGGCAGGGGAGAGGGUGGCGGAAGCAGGGAGGGAGGUGGGUGAAGCGGUUGGUGCAUUGGGGGAGACUCUGGCUGAAGAGGUGAAGGAGAUCGGAGGAGACGGGAUGGAGAAGGCAGGAGAGGGAGAGGACGGUACAGAUGACUGCCCGUUCUGCCAGUUCAUGAAGGGAGGGCCGUGCAGGGAGGAGUUUAUCGCAUGGGAAGGGUGUGUGGAAGCAGCAGAGAAGGCAGGGGAGAGCAUAGUGGACCGGUGUGUGGGGCCCACUGAGGCGCUUAAGACCUGCAUGGAGGGCAAUGAGGGGUACUAUGGGGUGGUGUUGCAGGCAGAGGCGGGUAUGAAGGCUGAAGCUGCUGCCGCUGCGGCUGAAGCGAGUGCUGCUGCUGGGGAAGUGGCUCUGGUGCAAGAAGCUGCUGCUGUGGUCGAGGCAGCAGGGGAAGGAGGGGUGAAGGAAGGAGGAGGGGUGAAGGAGGGUGUGGAAGGGGGGAAGGUGGAGGAUUCGGUGGAGGAUGGGGAGGGGGGAAGUGAGGAGGUGGUGGUGGUGGUUGUGGGGAAGGAAGGAGGGGAGGAGGGGACAGGGAAAGCAGCAGAGUAG